GUUAGUUUUCAGCUGAGCACACUUUUCUCACGUGGGUCGUAUAUAACUGUGGACAUUGUUGUGAAACAACGACAUUCUAAGCCAUCGUCUGACCAUGACCGGCCUACGUCUCCUGGUGGUGCUGGUGUUUGUGCUGCCCUCUCACGGCGACUUCCCCUUCAGGAACACGAGUCUGUCCUGGGACGAGCGUGUGGACGACCUGGUGGGCCGCCUCUCCAUCGAGGAGAUCAUGUACCAGAUGACCAAAGGAGGCACUAGCCCAGGCAAUGGCCCCACUCCGCCCAUCCCCAGACUUGGUAUAGGGCCCUAUUCCUGGAACACGGAGUGUCUGAGGGGAGACGUGGAGGCGGGGAACGCUACCUCCUUUCCCCAGUCUCUGGGUCUGGCGGCCGCCUGGGACCCCGAUGUUGUGUACAAAGUGGCAGAAGCGACGAGCGAAGAGGUUCGAGGAAAGUUUAAUGAUUUCGUGAAGAACAAACAGUACGGCACCCACAAAGGAAUCAGCUGCUUCAGCCCCGUCAUCAACAUCAUGCGCGACCCCAGGUGGGGCAGGAACGAGGAAACCUACGGAGAGGACCCCCACCUGACUGGUCAGUACGCCGCCCACUUCGUGUGGGGACUGCAGGGGAACCACCCCCGCUAUGUCCGAGCUAACGCCGGGUGUAAACACUUCGAUGCGUACGCCGGCCCGGAGAGCAUACCCGUCAGCAGAAUGUCCUUCAAUGCCGUUGUUUCAGAGCGAGACUGGCGAACAACAUUCCUGCCCGCAUUUAGAACAUGCGUCAAGGCGGGGACCUACAACAUCAUGUGUAGCUACAACAGCAUCAAUGGUGUACCAGCGUGUGCCAACAAGCGGCUGCUGACGGACAUCCUUAGAGACGAGUGGGGUUUUCAGGGCUACGUCGUCAGCGACCAGGGUGCAAUAGAAAACAUCAUCGGCUCCCACCACUACUUAAACAACAGCGUAGAUACUGUAGCAGCCUGCGUCAAUGCUGGAUGUAACCUCGAACUUGCAGGCAAAGCGGAGGCCGUGUAUCUGUCUAUGUUGGAUGCCGUUAAGCAGGGGAAGCUGACCGAGGACCUAAUGAGGGAGCGAGUUAAAAAGCUGUUCUACACCAGGAUGAGACUGGGAGAGUUCGAUCCCCCCUCCAUGAACCCGUACUCCACAUAUGACCUCUCGUAUGUAGAGUCCGCGGCUCACAGGGAACUCGCUGUAUGGGCUGCCACAAGAACAUUUGUCCUCCUGAAGAAUGAUGGCGGGUUUCUUCCACUCAAGCAGAAAUUCGACACUAUUGGAGUUGUGGGCGUCAUGACGUUUGAAGGCAACAACACCGUCGGCAACUACGCCCCCAACACCGACCCUCGGUUCAUGUCGCGGACAAUCGACGGUCUGAGAACGCUUGGGAACGUGGUUCAGGCUGCAUCUGGCUGUAACGACAGCAUGUGCGAGAAAUACGAUGCCGCCGCUAUCAAAAAGGCAGUUACCGGUGUCGACGUGUUGUUCAUCACGUUAGGAACAGGAGCCAGAAUCGAGAAAGAAGGACACGACAAACCGGACAUCGAGCUGCCAGCCGGACAAGUGCAGCUCCUAAAAGAUGCCGUCCAGUACAGUGGGAAUGUCCCUAUAGUUCUACUGCUAUUUAACGCUGGUCCUCUCAAUAUGACCUUUGCUGUCGGGAACCCUCGCAUCGUGUCCAUCAUGGAGGUGUUCUACCCUGCCCAGGCCACGGGGGAGGCGCUCAGGAGGGUCCUCACCAACGAUGGGGGAAACAAUGUCCCCGCCGGAAGACUUCCCUACACAUGGCCCAGGUCUCUGGAUGGGUUCCCCGAGAUGGUGAACUACUCCAUGGACGGCCGCACCUACCGCUACUUCAACACAGAAGUACUCUACCCCUUCGGAUAUGGCCUUUCAUACUCCACGUUCUUCUACAAGGAAGUGACGUAUUCGGGAAUGGUGGAGGGAGCACAGAGCGCCAAUGUAACCACAGUGGUCGUCAACAACGGGCCUUAUGCCGCUGACGAGGUAGUGCAGCUGUACGUGCGAUGGAAGAGUCCGUCCGUCCCCACCCCAAAGAUUCAGUUGGUGGACUUCAAGAGAGUGUCCUUAGCGGUCAAACAGGAGCUGACCGUCAACCUGACCAUAACAGCCCAGAAUAUGGCGAUCUGGGACGACUACUACGGCUGGAUAGUCGAGGACGGUUACCUGGAGAUAUUUGUCGGUGGCCAGCAGCCCAACCAGGUGCCGACUGUUCCAUCCAAUAUACUGUCAGGAGCAGUGUUAAUUAACGGCACCGUGAUUCUAGGGAAGUAUUAGACGUCAUGGUAUCUCGCUGUAUCAGGUCAUCUUGUCGCCAGAUAAAAUAUUCUUUUAUUCGUUUCAUGUCUGUAUUCUUAAUUUCGUGUUCACUGUAAUAAAUCAUCAUACGAC
Molecule: messenger RNA, 2428 nt
Organism: Haliotis rufescens (red abalone)
Lineage: Eukaryota; Metazoa; Mollusca; Gastropoda; Lepetellida; Haliotidae
Product: xylan 1,4-beta-xylosidase-like
Exons: 12
Coding region: 95-2314 (739 amino acids)
Biological process (GO): xylan catabolic process; arabinan catabolic process
Cellular component (GO): plant-type cell wall
Molecular function (GO): xylan 1,4-beta-xylosidase activity; alpha-L-arabinofuranosidase activity
Source: RefSeq, a predicted model, not a curated record